Kickxella alabastrina is the source of this 1659-nucleotide messenger RNA. RefSeq names its product pseudouridine synthase. The transcript is spliced from 2 exons. Bases 200 to 1471 code for a protein of 423 amino acids. Gene Ontology annotation, biological process: snRNA pseudouridine synthesis; mRNA pseudouridine synthesis; box H/ACA sno(s)RNA 3'-end processing. NCBI's taxonomy places the organism in Eukaryota, Fungi, Kickxellomycota, Kickxellomycetes, Kickxellales, Kickxellaceae. Gene Ontology annotation, cellular component: box H/ACA snoRNP complex. The record is from RefSeq and is a predicted model, not a curated record. Gene Ontology annotation, molecular function: RNA binding; pseudouridine synthase activity.
UUUGAGUCUUGCUUGCUUGUUCGUCUUGUCUUGUCUGUCAGUUCUGGCUUUGUCUUGCACCAAAGCCUGGAAAUUUAUGAGUAAAAGUUUUUUUUUUACUUUUUUUAUUUUUUCCUUUCAGCUUCUCUAUUUUUAUUUGUUGUUUAAUAUUUAAAUCUCUACACUUUUUAUUUUUUAUAUUUAUCUUUCUCCAUAAAAAAUGAGCGACGACUACAGCAUCAAGCCCGAGGCCAAGGUUGCCCCGAUCGACACCUCCAAGUGGCCGUACCUGCUGAAAAACUACGACAAGCUGCACGUGCGCACCGGACACUACACGCCCAUCCCGGUUGGCAGCACACCGCUCAAGCGUAACCUCCAGGACUACGUCCGCUACGGAGUCAUCAACCUGGACAAGCCCGCCAACCCGUCCUCGCACGAGGUUGUCGCCUGGAUCCGGCGUAUCCUGCGUGUGGAGAAAACCGGACACUCCGGCACGCUUGAUCCCAAGGUCACCGGCUGUCUGAUUGUCUGCGUUGACCGCGCCACGCGCCUGGUUAAGUCGCAGCAGAGCGCCGGUAAGGAGUACGUCUGUGUACUGCGGCUCCACGACGCCCUCGAUAAUGAGAUGGCUCUGGCCAAGGCUGUCGAGACUCUCACCGGAGCUCUCUUCCAGCGCCCGCCUUUGAUUUCCGCUGUUAAGCGCCAGCUGCGUGUGCGCACUAUUUAUGAGUCCAAGCUGGUCGAGUUUGACAAUGAUCGUCACUUGGGUGUCUUCUGGGUGAGCUGCGAGGCCGGAACUUAUAUCCGUACCCUGUGUGUCCACCUGGGUCUUCUUCUUGGCGUCGGCGGCCAUAUGCAGGAGCUCCGCCGUGUGCGGUCUGGUGCUCUGACUGAGUCUGAUAACCUCGUGACUAUGCACGAUGUGCUGGAUGCUCAGUGGGUGUAUGAUAACACCAAGAACGAGGACUACCUGCGUCGCGUCGUGCGUCCUCUCGAAUGGCUGCUGACUGGGUUCAAGCGCGUGGUUGUCAAGGACUCAUCCGUCAACGCCAUUUGCUACGGUGCCCGUCUGAUGAUCCCCGGACUCUUGCGUUUCGAGGACGACAUCGAGAUCAACGAUGAGGUUGUCCUGAUGACCACCAAGGGCGAAGCCAUCGCUAUUGCCAUUGCCCAGAUGACCACCGCUGUCAUGGCCACUUGCGACCACGGUGUGGUUGCCAAGAUUAAGCGUGUCAUUAUGGAGCGCGACACCUACCCGCGUAAGUGGGGACUUGGGCCAAUGGCCCAGCAGAAAAAGAAGAUGAUCAAGGAUGGAAAGCUGGAUAAGUUUGGUCGUAAGAAUGAGGCUACUCCGGCGGAUUGGUCCAAAUCGUAUGUGGACUUUGCUGGUGGUUCGGAUGCUCCCCCUACUAUGCCUACGGCUGCUCCAGUUGAUAUGGAGUCGGAUAGCGAGAAGAAGGAGAAGAAGACUGAGAAGGACGAUAAAAGGUAAAGAAGGCUGAGAAGGAGGCUAAGAAGGCCGAGAAGGAGGCUAAGAAGGCUAAGAAGGCCAAGAAGGAGUCGAAGAAGGAUUAAAUUUUAUAAAUAAAAUUAUUCUUUUUUUUGUUUUUCAUUUAUUAUCAAUUUCAUAUAACAAAAUUUUAAAAUUCGCAAUCCAAAGAAUAACUACAUGACAUACUU